AUGCUUCGCCGACCUCCCACCACGCUCUCCAUUACCACCGAGGACGUCUCCGCGUAUGAGGACCGUCGCUCCAACGAGGCCCUCGCCGCCGCGCAGCAGGCCAGGGCCGAGGUGCCGAGACCGCCGCGGUGCCGGGUGCUGGCGCGAGCCCCUCGGCGGGCAGGAGGGCGCGCGACGAGCGCAUCGGCCUGGGGAGACGAGCAGGCGGACGAUGAAAGGGGUGUGCACGGGCGAGGGGAUUGGUUGAUGGGUCGAUGA
Cordyceps fumosorosea ARSEF 2679 is the source of this 258-nucleotide messenger RNA. Its product is annotated as Anaphase-promoting complex, subunit CDC26. Gene Ontology annotation, cellular component: anaphase-promoting complex. The transcript has a single exon. Bases 1 to 258 code for a protein of 85 amino acids. Gene Ontology annotation, biological process: anaphase-promoting complex-dependent catabolic process. NCBI's taxonomy places the organism in Eukaryota, Fungi, Ascomycota, Sordariomycetes, Hypocreales, Cordycipitaceae. The record is from RefSeq and is a predicted model, not a curated record.